ACGUUAUACGACCAAAACUGUUGUAUACCCGCACUCUCGUCCGUGUUGGAAUAUAUGGAAUACAUUAACAGCAAACAAGCUGAUUGUAAUAAUUGGGUCCAGCUCGGAGGAUGGAACGGCGCCCCCGACGACGGCAAGAAGUUCCUGUGCCUCGACGAGAGGUUCCGCCUCGACCGCAAUGACUGCGUCGUCCUCUCCUUCGGCGUCAACAACGAGUGGUCCUUCGAGGAUGACGCCGAGAAGCUGGGCUGCAAGAUCUACGCCUUCGACCCUUCCAUGAGCGUGGACGAGUACCAGAGAUCAGCGAAAAUCAAAUUUUUCGGCGUUGGCAUCUCCGAUUUCCAAGGCGAGAUGGAGGUCGGCCAGCUGAAGGACGUCAGAGCGGGGAAGGCGAAGACACUCCCUGUCUACCCCUACGAGGAGAUCGUCCGGCGUCUGGGACUCGAAGGCCGCGUCAUCGACUUCGUCAAGAUGGACAUCGAACUCUCCGAGCUGGACGUCCUGCGCGACCUGCUGGACAACUCGCCGCACCUCCUCAGGAACAUCAACCAGAUCGCCGUCGAAAUCCACCACGACCUGAUGGAAGGCAGGAUGCGAGCGGGCAGCAACGUGCAGGAUUUCUGGACGCUUUUCCACCGCCUCGAAUGCGCAGGCUUCCGGAUCCUCUAUUCGCACACGGCUUCCAUAUGGCAGGAGAUGGUGUGGUCCAGGGAAAUACAUUGAUCAGACCCUUCGUUCGUUGCACUGUAUUGAUUUUCGUUCAGGCGACGAUCUGUUUUUGGAGUU
Molecule: messenger RNA, 786 nt
Organism: Penaeus monodon (black tiger shrimp)
Lineage: Eukaryota; Metazoa; Arthropoda; Malacostraca; Decapoda; Penaeidae
Exons: 5
Coding region: 55-723 (222 amino acids)
Source: RefSeq, a predicted model, not a curated record